Gambusia affinis (western mosquitofish) is the source of this 4497-nucleotide messenger RNA. RefSeq names its product phospholipase D2 (gene pld2). The record is from RefSeq and is a predicted model, not a curated record. The coding region runs from base 446 to 3310 and encodes 954 amino acids. Gene Ontology annotation, biological process: cell motility; intracellular signal transduction; phosphatidic acid biosynthetic process. NCBI's taxonomy places the organism in Eukaryota, Metazoa, Chordata, Actinopteri, Cyprinodontiformes, Poeciliidae. Gene Ontology annotation, molecular function: D-type glycerophospholipase activity; phosphatidylinositol binding. The transcript is spliced from 24 exons.
CUUGCAUGUGUUUUUCAUGUUUGCGUGGCCAGGCUUGCUCUCUGUACUAUGAGUGCAACAUUAUCACUGGAGGAAAGUGAAACUCCCCCAUUCCUAUUUCGUUUCUACUUACAAGAAUGCCAAACAUCCCGAGUAACUGAUCUCUAACAGCAUGAGUUUUGUUUUAGUGAACAAGCAGACAAGCCCAUCCUAAACCAGCUCUUUAAAGAUUUACAGAGGGCUCUCAUCACAUUUCCACCCCUUUAUGCUGUCCCAUGUUCGGCCGAUGGGAGGGACUAAACGAGUGCAUCACCUCAACUACGGGGUGACAUGUUCACACUGGCUGGAAAACGAUGAAAUAAUGGUGUAAAUGCGCAGACUUUGACACAAAUGUUUGGAGUGUGGAAGUGGACUGGGCUGCGGCUGUAAUUAAACACGAGCAGCUGGAUCUUUCUACGAAAGCGCCAUGGCCAGUCCAGAUGAUGAGAUCGAGCCUGCAGCUGUGUGCUCAGCUGUACCGCACCUCAACAAGAGACGCUUCUCGAGCGACCGCUGUGACCUGAAACUAGUUGAACUGGACAGCCUCCUAAAAAACACCGAGGGCCGACCUUUUACAAUAAUUCAUCGUCUGACUGAAAUUAAAGAAAUGGAUCUACCUUACUUAAUGCCUGGUACUCCUAUUACAUGCAACGUGAACAACACAGAGAAACACACUAGUCGAUCAAAGGUGCGUGUACGAAACCUGUACACGGUGAAGUUAACUCAUGGACCCUUUCACUGGGUAGUAAAGCGGAAAUACAAGCACUUUCAGGAGCUUCACAGAGACCUUUACAAACACAAGAUGAUGCUUCACUUUAUGCCCACUAGAAGGAAUGAGAAGGAAAGGCAGCAGCUGAGGGUAAUGUCAGAGGAAAUGCCCAGCCUACAGGGGACAGAACGCGCCAGAGGAGCCUCAAGCAAAACGAAAUACCUUGAAGAGUACCUGAACGAUCUGCUGGAGAACAGAUUCUGCAGAAAUGACCGCAGCAUGAUUGAAUUCCUCUCCGUCGGCGCCCUCUCCUUUGUCACUGAUCUGGGACCAAAAGGGCUGGAGGGACCGAUCAUUAAGAGGUCGGGCGGUCAUCGCGUUCUGGGUCUGAACUGCAUCGGCCACCAUCGGGUGUGUUUUCGCUGGUCGCACCGUUGGCUGGUCGUCAAAGACUCUUUCCUUUUGUAUAUGAGCCGAGACAACAAUGAAAUCAACUUUGUGCUGCUUUUUGACCCCGAGUUUGAGGUGAAAGUAGAUAGAGCCGAGACUGGAACAGAAUACGGAGUCUGCAUUAAGAACUUCACACGGGAUUUGAUCAUCAAGUGCAGAAGCUACAGACAAAGCCAAUGGUGGACUCAUGAAAUCAAGCAGCUGGCUCACUCUUGUGACUUUCUGAAAGUCCACCGUUUCCAAGGCUUUGCUCCACCGCGAGAAGACACUCUUACCAAAUGGUAUGUGAAUGGGAAAGAUUACUUUGCAGACCUGGCUGAUGCCCUUGAACAAGCAAAGCAGGAGAUUUUCAUCACAGAUUGGUGGCUGAGCCCGGAAAUUUUCCUAAAGAGACCUGCCACUGAUAACCACUGGAGACUGGAUGAGAUACUAAAACGGAAAGCAGGAGAAGGAGUCAAGGUUUGUGUCCUGCUUUACAAGGAGGUGGAGAUGGCACUUGGCAUCAAUAGUGACUACAGCAAACGGACUCUGAUGAACAUGCACCCAAACAUCAAGGUGAUGCGACAUCCAGACCACGUUUCAUCUGCGGUGGUCUUGUGGGCUCACCAUGAGAAGAUGGUUGCCAUUGACCAGACGGUGGCGUUUGUUGGGGGACUUGACCUGGCGUUUGGGAGAUGGGAUGACAGAGAGUAUCGACUGGCCGACCUGGGUCAGGCAGAGGUGUUAAACGGGGGCACGGGGGAACAUCCAAACAAAGAUGCAACUGACAAUGGUGUGGCUGAUGGCCACAAUGCACAUAACCAAACAAAACAGGAUCCAACUAAUCUGGCUGGUAACACUAAACUGUGGCUUGGCAAGGACUAUAGCAACUUCAUCAAGAAAGACUGGACCCUUCUGGACAGGCCAUUUGAAGACAACAUUGACCGCACUAAAGUUCCUCGCAUGCCUUGGCGUGACCUGGCUACAGCUAUGCAUGGCAAAGCUGCCAGGGACGUUGCCAGGCACUUCAUCCAGCGCUGGAACUUUACUAAGAUUUUCAAGGUCAAGUACAAGGAUAACUUCUACCCCUACCUUCUCCCCAAGUCUCACACUGGGGCAGACUUGUUGCCAUUUAUUGUUCCUGGAUCCCAGAAAGCCAAAGUUCAGGUGCUGCGCUCUUCUGAACGUUGGUCAACGGGAAGCUGUGAGAAUUCGAUCCUUCAGGCUUACAUACACACCAUUGAGAACAGCGAGCACUACAUCUACAUUGAGAACCAGUUCUUCAUCAGCUGUGCAGAGGACAAGGUCGUCCACAAUAAGAUCGGGGAUGCAAUUGUAGAUCGAAUCCUGCGAGCACACAGAGAGCAGAAGAAGUACAGGGUGUUUGUGGUGAUUCCUUUGCUUCCCGGCUUCGAGGGAGACAUUACCACUGGAGGUGGAAAUGCAAUUCAAGCCAUUAUGCACUUCACUUACAGGACUAUGUGCCGCGGAGAUCACUCGAUUCUGUCAAGGCUCAGCGAGGUGAAGGACCAGUGGACUGAGUACAUCACAUUUUGUGGCCUCAGAACGCACUCCCAGCUCGCCGAGAAACUGGUCACAGAGCUGAUUUAUGUUCACAGCAAGGCACUCGUUGCUGAUGACCGCCGCUAUAUAAUUGGAUCAGCCAACAUCAAUGAUCGCAGCAUGCUGGGCAGCCGAGACAGUGAGCUGGCAGUGCUUGUGGAAGAUCAAGAGAGGGUCCCAUCCGUCAUGGGAGGACAGGAAUACGAGGCGGGACCGCUUGCGCUUGCUCUGCGCAAAGAGUGCUUCAGGGUUCUAACGGGAGCAACUUCAGACCCCAGCAUCAACAUUGACGACCCAAUCAGCGACUACUUCUUCUUCCUCACAUGGAAUGAAACGGCUAAACGUAACGCCAUCAUUUACGACAAGGUUUUCAGGUGCCUUCCCUGUAACAGUGUUCACAACUUGCUUCUGCUGAAGAACUACAGCUCUCAAGAACGCCUCUGCGACACAGACCCCGAGCAGGCAGCAGAGGAGCUGAAGGCCAUCCGAGGGCUGCUGGUUCACUUUCCGUUGAAAUUCCUGUGUGAGGAAAACCUGCAGCCUCCUCUGAACAGUAAAGAAGGGAUUGCUCCUACAGACCUUUGGACAUAACCACAUGUCUGCCUAGAUCAGGCCACUACAAAACUGCUACAAUCGUUGCUAACCUGUAGUUAAAUCCCAGCACACAAAACGAAUUUUAACACCAGCUCCCACAUUAAAACAGUUUAUGGGUCAAUCCUAAAUCUAGUCUGACUCAAAUUACUUAAAUUUUAUCAUCUGUUAGAAUAAUAGACAAACCUGCACUGGCCAGUUUAUUCAUGAUGCCUAUCACGUAACUUCUAUGAACCAACGGUAGAUGCUAUUGUAAACUCAUAUAAAUGAAUGUGUGUGACUCAUUGGAGGACUGCAAGGUUGGACUGGUAAUCAACCAUCUCCCAUGAUCUGGGAACAUAGUGUACAUCUACGGGUGCAAGAUUUGUAUUUUAUUUUUUUUUUUUGGUGGGUAGCUCUGUCUCUUCCUCUCUCCCGCGCUCUCACUCUCUCCCUCUGAGGCUUCACCUCUCACUGCAGUGCCAGGAAACCUGUCAGAACAUUUGUGGUUGUUAUGGUGACGGAUAUAAAGAGAUGACUGGAUCGCAGCUGAAAUAAAGGCUCCAUGGGGCAGAAAAGGAGAGCGCUGAUAGGACGGAUGGCUUACUAAAUCGGGAUGGUGCGCCAGGAAAAAAGAGAAAGCAAUAUUGCUGAUCGAGGAUGCGGUGACUAGUUACUUAUGUGUCAUUUUUAUAUCUAAAUGUGAGAGAGAAAAUAUAUUUAGCUUGUUCGUCGUUGAAAUCUUGUUAAAUUUUACUUUUUUUUUUUUUUACCUUUACAUCCAAAUGGACUGCCUGGAGUACAGCACACAACUUCCCACCCUCUGUUGGCAUUCUGCAGCUACUUCCGUGUCGUGUCUAGGAGCCAUGAAGAGUCUUGUGUGUCUACCUUAUGUUGUAUUUGCUCACAGGCAUGAGGCAUUUGUUGAAGUCCAGCUGAGAAGUUACAUAAUGUGUCUGACACACUUCUUUCUCCUCGAAUGCUCAGAUUGAUCACUUGUUGACCAACAUGCAAAUCUCUUGCACUGGACUUUUUUUAAAAAAUAUAUUUUGUUUCCUCAUAUGGGGAAAACCUAUACUUACUGCACAACGCCUUGCAAAAAUAUUCAUAACCUCUGACAUUUGUCACAUUGCUACAUAGGAUAUUACAUAAUAUUAGGAUUUUAUAUGGUUUGUCAACACAAAGUAGAGGUUCUUUCAUGAAAAGUA